Besnoitia besnoiti is the source of this 1446-nucleotide messenger RNA. RefSeq lists its product as uncharacterized. The transcript is spliced from 4 exons. Lineage: Eukaryota; Apicomplexa; Conoidasida; Eucoccidiorida; Sarcocystidae. Bases 1 to 1446 code for a protein of 481 amino acids. The record is from RefSeq and is a predicted model, not a curated record.
AUGGCUUACCCUUCCCAAGAGUCUGAGCGCAUGGAGAGUCGAGUGGACCGCGGGUUGUCUGAACGCCACGAGGCAUCGGGAUUGGCUGCCGCCACCGUGCACCAGCCAACCAACCCUAGCAGUGUGCAUAGCCAUUUGUUGAACUCGCUUUCGAAAAGCAAUUGCGACAACGGCCAAGAAGUGCAGAAGACGAAUGCAGAACUCAGUUGCGGUUUUCAGCGCGAAGGCUUCUAUGGAGACGACACAAAACGAGGUUUUUCUCUGGUUCCCGACCAGGAUUCGGUUGAUGACGAUGACACCAAGUCCGUGUACGGCGCGCCGAAUUGGGGUGACACGCGACCACAAGAAAGCGAAGACGCUUGCUGUCCUGUGAUCUGGACCAUGACUGCCGAGGAGCUGUUCGGCUUUGACAUCACGUCAACGUGCAGGCCGGAACGCUUAUUGCAAUGCGGACAAGAACGAGUGCCCGUCGAGCCAGCCUCUCCGGAUGACGCUGUGCGGCAGGUACUCCGCGCAGAGGCAAACGCGGCGGAGAUCGUCAAUCGUGCCGAGCGCCUCCGUGGAAUUCUUCGACAGCGAGUUGUUGCUGAAGUGGAGGAUGAAGCGAAACGCUUCACGGCGACCCAGGAGGUCUUAUUCCAAGCCAAGGCUAGAAACUUGCGCGAAGAUCUGGAUGAGUUCGUCGCUCAAGAAUCAGCACGCGUAGACGCCUUUGUGGAACGAACCCACCGGGGGAUCGAGAAGCGCCGACAACGAGCCACGCAGGACAUUGUCGGAGAAGUGUUGAAAGUUGAUGUGUCGUGCCCAAUUGAGGCAGUUAAACGAUUUGGCACGCGGGACCAGCUGGUGGCGUUCGCAGAGGAGCGUAGCAAGCGUGCCAUGCAGGUUAUUCACCACCCUCCCGGGGACGCGAUGGAGAGAGACACAGAUAUCAUAACGUGGGAUGACCAAGGCCGAGCCCGAGUAGAGCAUCGGUCUGCUUCCACCAAACGGCGCAGCGUUACCGAGCUCGGGAGCUUUUGGAUCCGUCAUCAGAGCAGAGCGGAGCAACACUCAUCCAGGCCUCUAGUGUUAUUGAGCACGCGCUCUUGGCACGAGUCCGAUGACGAGAAACCCGCGGAAAGCCACUUUCCGCGUCUGCGUUCGCUUUCAGAGUGCCCACAGGAUAAUCGUGCCAUGUUGACCGAGAGCAGGGGACUCCUAAGUCCGAAACCUGAUCCGUGGUCCCACGACAUCCCUGACGAAGAAGGUUCAUCCUUUCCUCUCUUGGAGAAAGGCCGCCUGUCUUCAGGAGACAGCCCGCGUUCCGUGCAUUCGCCCACGGUGUAUGCAUCGAAAGGGCGUCGUCUAGAGUCCGGACAGGAGUGUGUUCACGGGGAACGCGACUGGGUCUCCGGGCACUAUUGCGCGCUCGAAGAACCCACCACGCAUAGAAAUUCUGAGUGA